Manihot esculenta (cassava) is the source of this 2118-nucleotide messenger RNA. RefSeq names its product 3-epi-6-deoxocathasterone 23-monooxygenase CYP90D1. Bases 182 to 1660 code for a protein of 492 amino acids. The transcript has 8 exons. Gene Ontology annotation, molecular function: iron ion binding; heme binding; oxidoreductase activity, acting on paired donors, with incorporation or reduction of molecular oxygen, NAD(P)H as one donor, and incorporation of one atom of oxygen. The record is from RefSeq and is a predicted model, not a curated record. Gene Ontology annotation, biological process: sterol metabolic process; multicellular organism development; brassinosteroid homeostasis. Lineage: Eukaryota; Viridiplantae; Streptophyta; Magnoliopsida; Malpighiales; Euphorbiaceae.
AAAAUAUUAUCUUCUUCAACCUUGAGCUCAUAUAUUCUCUCUCUCUCUCUCUCUAUACCACACGCGUGCACUUACACAUGCAUAUAUUUUUACAUCUUAAAUAAUGUCAUCAUCAUCCUAUAGUCACCAUGAUUAAUCACAUUUAAGAGAAAGCAAGAGAAAAGAGAGAGAAGCAUCUAUAAUGGACAAUUUAUUGUGGAUUGUAUUAGCAAUCUUGUUGUCUUCCAUAAUCCUGUACAAGAACAGGAACAUCAGAUCAUCAAAGUACAAAACCCCACUUCCUUUAGGCAACCUUGGAUGGCCUUUUCUCGGAGAAACCCUCGACUUCAUUUCCUGUGCUUACUCAGACCGCCCUGAAACCUUCAUGGAUAAACGUCGCCGCAUGUAUGGGAAGGUGUUCAAGUCUCACAUAUUUGGAAGUCCUACUAUAGUAUCAACAGAUGCAGAAGUGAGCAAAUUUAUACUACAAAGUGAUGCAAAGAUCUUUGUUCCUUCUUACCCGAAAUCUCUCACAGAGUUGAUGGGAAAAUCCUCCAUUUUGCUCAUCAAUGGUAGCUUACAGAAGAGAAUACAUGGCCUUGUAGGCGCCUUCUUCAAGUCCGCUCAUCUCAAAGUUCAAAUCACCAGAGACAUGCAAGUUUAUGUUCAAGAAUCAAUGCAGAAAUGGAACGAUCACCACCCAGUAUACAUACAAGACGAAACCAAGAAUAUUGCCUUUCAAGUCUUAGUCAAGGCAUUGAUCAGCUUGGAUCCUGGUGAAGAAAUGGAGUCACUGAAGAAGCAGUUCCAAGAAUUUAUCUCUGGUCUCAUGUCUCUACCCAUCAAUAUCCCUGGAACUCAACUUUAUCGCUCUUUACAGGCCAAGAAGAGAAUGGUGAAGUUGGUGCAGAAAAUUAUUCAAUCUAAAAGGGAUCAUCAUCAUCAUCAUCAUCAUCAAGAUGGUGGAAGCUCAACAGCAGCUAAAGAUGUGGUGGAUAUUCUGCUUAAUGAUGCAAGUGAACAAUUCACCCAUGAACUAAUAGCAGAUAACAUAAUUGAUAUGAUGAUUCCUGGGGAGGAUUCUGUUCCAGUUCUUAUGACUCUAGCCAUCAAAUACCUUUCAGAUUGCCCUGCUGCCUUGCAACAAUUAACAGAUGAGAACAUGAAAUUGAAAAAUCUCAAAGCUCAGCUUGGGGAGCCACUAAGUUGGACUGAUUACUUAUCACUACCAUUUACACAGAAGGUGAUCACAGAAACUUUAAGAAUGGGAAACAUUAUAGUUGGGGUAAUGAGAAAGGCCAUGAAGGAUGUAGAGAUCAAAGGGUAUUUGAUUCCAAAAGGAUGGUGUGCUUUUGCAUAUUUUAGAUCAAUUCAUCUUGAUGGAAAUCACUAUGAUUGGCCUUAUCAGUUCAAUCCAUGGAGGUGGCAAUUGUGGAGAGAUUCACAGGACAAAGACACAAGCAAUAGCAACUUCACUCCAUUUGGAGGUGGACAGAGAUUAUGUCCUGGUCUUGACUUGGCUAGGCUGGAAGCUUCCAUCUUCUUACACCACUUAGUUACACAAUUUAGUUGGGUGGCUGAGGAAGAUGCAAUUGUAAACUUCCCAACAGUGAGAAUGAAGAGAAGAAUGCCAAUUUGGGUCAAAAGGAGAGAAAUAAAUAAUAUAAAUAAAGAUCCUUGAGCACAUAAAAAUUUAUAAAAAAAUUUUCCUUAAGGCCAACAAGAAAAAGACUCAAAGGCAUCAAAAUCAUAGUAUAUUAUUAUUAAAAUAAUAAUUAUUGUCAUUUGCCACAGUGCACACGUGUGGGGGACAUCAACAAGACUGACACAAAUUUGUCCUCUUCCAUUUAGCUAGGUAUUGCAAAUGUUAGACUAUAGAAUAAUAUUUUUUUUUUUCAUGGGACCCUUUUUUUUAUAAUUAUCACUUGUUUUUCAAUAAUUUUUUAUUUUUUUUUUACCAUUUGCAUGUAAAAUUGAUUGUGAAUUGUAAAACAAGGUGAGUUGAUUCAAGUAGUGGGCAUAAAUCAAUGAUUUGUGGUGUUGGGUCCCAAUGAAUUUGAACAUUCAAUGUCUUAGAACAUCUUUUGUCCGAAAUUUUUCCUAUUAAGUAAUUUUUGAAACCACAUCUCCUCAGAUUUC